AUGGCGGUGCAGGAGUCAGCUGCUCAGCUGUCCAUGACCCUGAAGGUCCAAGAGUACCCGACCCUUAAGGUGCCCUACGAAACACUGAAUAAACGAUUCCGAGCCGCUCAGAAAAACAUCGACCGCGAGACAAGCCACGUCACCAUGGUGGUCGCUGAGCUGGAGAAGACCUUGAGUGGCUGCCCUGCCGUGGACUCAGUGGUCAGCCUUCUGGAUGGCGUGGUGGAGAAGCUCAGCGUCCUGAAGAGGAAGGCCGUGGAGUCCAUCCAGGCCGAGGACGAGAGCGCCAAGCUGUGCAAGCGCCGCAUCGAGCACCUGAAGGAGCACAGCAGCGACCAGCCGGCGGCGGCCAGCGUGUGGAAGCGGAAGCGCAUGGACCGCAUGAUGGUGGAGCACCUGCUGCGCUGCGGCUACUACAACACGGCCGUGAAGCUGGCGCGCCAGAGCGGCAUCGAGAGCUGUCUGGAGUUCAGCCUGCGGAUUCAGGAGUUCAUCGAGCUCAUCCGGCAGAACAAGAGGCUGGACGCCGUGAGGUAGGAUGCCGGCCGCCGGGCCAUGUGGGCAGGCUCCAUGUCAUCCCCUCCUAGUCUGCAUUCCUCUGUGUCCGCUUUUCUCCCAGGACCUUCUGGACCCGGCCCGGUGGCGGAUGCUGAUCCAGCAGUUCCGGUACGACAACUACCGGCUGCACCAGCUGGGCAACAACUCCGUCUUCACCCUCACGCUGCAGGCCGGCCUCUCGGCCAUCAAGACCCCACAGUGCUACAAGGAAGACGGCAGCUCCAAGAGCCCCGACUGCCCCGUGUGCAGCCGGUCCCUCAACAAGCUGGCCCAGCCCUGCCCAUGGCCCACUGCGCCAACUCCCGCCUGGUCUGCAAGAUCUCUGGCGACGUGAUGAAUGAGAACAACCCCCCCAUGAUGCUGCCUAAUGGCUACGUCUACGGCUAUAACUCUCUGCUCUCCAUCCGCCAAGAUGAUAAAGUCGUUUGCCCACGAACCAAAGAGGUCUUCCACUUCUCACAGGCCGAGAAGGUGUACAUCAUGUAG
Molecule: messenger RNA, 1044 nt
Organism: Orycteropus afer afer
Lineage: Eukaryota; Metazoa; Chordata; Mammalia; Tubulidentata; Orycteropodidae
Source: RefSeq, a predicted model, not a curated record